Molecule: messenger RNA, 3543 nt
Organism: Aricia agestis (brown argus)
Lineage: Eukaryota; Metazoa; Arthropoda; Insecta; Lepidoptera; Lycaenidae
Gene: ValRS
Product: valine--tRNA ligase
Exons: 21
Coding region: 81-3281 (1066 amino acids)
Biological process (GO): valyl-tRNA aminoacylation
Cellular component (GO): cytosol
Molecular function (GO): valine-tRNA ligase activity; aminoacyl-tRNA deacylase activity; ATP binding
Source: RefSeq, a predicted model, not a curated record
CAAAUUUUCAAUUUCCCUUCUCUUCGCGUGUGAUUGUGAUUGUGUAGUGAUAAGUUAGAAAAUUUGAAAUAACUUAAAAAAUGACUGAUACUGUGGACCAAAAUGGUCAAGGGGAGGAGCAGCCCCAAGAGAAGACCGCAAAGCAGCUUGAGAAAGAGGCCAAAAAAGCUGCUAAGUUGGAGAAACUUAAAGCCAAGUUAGACAAAAAAAGUUCAGCGCCAGCUGUACAAAAAGAUAAGCCGGAGAAAAAGGCAAAGGAAACAAAAGAGAGUGCAAUUUACACAGCCAACACAGCCCCUGGGGAGAAAAAGGACAUAUCGGGUUCCAUGCCCGAUGCCUACAGCCCACAGUAUGUUGAAGCCGCUUGGUACGCCUGGUGGGAGAAACAGGGAUUCUUCAAACCUGAAUAUGGGAGGAAAUCAGUGUUGGAGCCAAAUCCUAAGGGCAAGUUUGUGAUGGUGAUCCCACCCCCGAAUGUCACAGGAACUCUUCAUCUCGGCCAUGCACUGACAAAUGCUGUAGAGGAUGCUAUCACAAGAUGGCACAGGAUGAACGGUCGCACGACGCUAUGGAAUCCGGGCUGUGAUCACGCCGGUAUUGCUACCCAGGUGGUAGUUGAGAAAAAGGUAUGGAGAGAAGAGAAGAAGACCAGACACGACCUGGGCAGAGAGGAGUUUAUCAAACACGUGUGGCAGUGGAAACAUGAAAAAGGCGGUCGUAUAUAUGAACAGAUGCGCUCGCUGGGUUCGUCACUGGACUGGAGUCGGGAGCGGUUCACCAUGGACGAGGUCACCUCUCGCGCCGUCACUGAAGCGUUCGUCCGCCUGCACGACGCGGGCGACAUCUACCGCGCGAACCGCCUCGUCAACUGGUCGUGCGCGCUCAAGAGCGCCAUCUCCGACAUCGAGGUGGACAAGCGCGAGCUGCCCGGCCGGACCAUGCUCAGUAUACCUGGGUAUGACAAGCCGGUGGAGUUCGGCGUGCUGGUGCACUUCGCGUACAAGGCGGAGGGCAGCGGCGAGGAGGUGGUGGUGGCCACCACGCGCGUCGAGACCAUGCUGGGGGACGUCGCCGUCGCCGUGCAUCCCAACGACGAGAGGUAUAAGCACCUGAUCGGCAAGAACCUGGAGCACCCGAUAUGCAAGAGGAAGCUGCCCGUCAUCGCCGAUGACUACGUCGACAUGAACUUCGGUACAGGUGCGGUGAAAAUCACCCCGGCUCACGACCCCAACGACUACGAGAUCGGCAAGCGCCACAACCUGCCCUUCAUCACCAUAUUCGACGACGAGGGCCGCACGCUCGACAACUGCGCGCAAUUCUCUGGCAAGAAGCGUUUCGACGUGCGGCGCGAGAUCGUCCUGUGCCUGCAGCAGCUGGGCCUGUACCGCGAGACCAAGGACCACGCCAUGGUGGUCCCGCUGUGCAGCCGCUCCAAGGAUGUGGUGGAACCCAUGUUGAAGCCGCAGUGGUACAUCCGCUGCGAUAAGAUGGCGGAGGAAGCUAUCAAGGCCGUCAAAAGCGGUGAGCUGAAGAUCAUACCGGAGGUUCAUGAGAAGAUAUGGUACCACUGGAUGGAGGGUAUCCGGGACUGGUGUAUAUCCCGUCAGCUGUGGUGGGGACACCGUAUUCCCGCGUACCGCGUCACAAUUUCGGGACAACAGGAGCGUGAUGUCGCUAUGCCCGCGCGGCGCCGCACGCGCUCCGGACGCAAGAAGCGACGCGUACGUCAUAACAAGCCACGCCCAACUGUCAUUAACGAAGAAGAACGUUGGGUGUCGGCGCACUCAGAACAGGAGGCCCUCACCAAAGCGGCGGCCAAGUUCAACGUGAAGGCGGAAGACAUCACGCUGUGUAGAGACGAGGAUGUGCUGGACACGUGGUUCUCAUCCGGGCUGUUCCCCUUCUCGAUAUUCGGCUGGCCGGAUAACACGGAGGAUUUGGAGGCGUUCUACCCCGGCUCUCUGCUGGAGACGGGCCACGACAUUCUGUUCUUCUGGGUGGCGCGCAUGGUCUUCUUCGGACAGCGCCUCCUGGGGAAACUGCCUUUCAAGGAGGUAUACCUGCACCCAAUGGUGCGUGAUGCCCACGGCCGCAAGAUGUCCAAAUCCUUGGGCAAUGUGGUGGACCCCGUGGACGUGGUGCGGGGCGUGACCCUGGACCAGCUCCACGCGCAGCUGCUGGACUCCAACCUGGACCCGAGAGAGAUAGAGAAGGCCAAGGCCGGUCAGGCCCGAGACUAUCCUAAUGGGAUACCGGAGUGCGGCACUGAUGCGCUCAAGUUCGCCCUGUGCGCGAUGGCCCAGGGUCGCGACCUGAACCUGGACAUCCUGCGCGUGCAGGGCUACCGGUUCUUCUGCAACAAGCUGUGGAACGCCGCCAGGUUCGCGCUGCUAUACUUCCCACCUGACACGUCCUAUGAGGCGUUCUCCGGGCCACUCCCAGCGGGUUUAUCUGCUAUGGACCAGUGGAUGUUAUCGAAGGUGUCGCUCGCGGUACAGAAGGUGAACGGCGGGUUCCGCUCGUACGACUUCCCCGCGGCCACCACGCAUUGCUACAACCUGUGGUUGUACGAUCUCUGUGAUGUUUACUUGGAAUACCUCAAACCGGUGUUUGCUAGCGGCACAGAGGAGGAGAAGGCGGCGGCCCGGCGGACGUUGUUCACGACGCUGCAGCUGGGCCUGACAUUACUCUCCCCCUUCAUGUGCUACGUCACCGAGGAGCUGUACCAGCGACUCCCGCGGAAGGACCGCUCCUGCCUCUCCAUAUGUGUAGCUCCUUACCCCACGGAGGAGGAGACUCCUUGGCGUUCGGAGAGUCUCGAAGCCGACGUGGAGACAGUCCUCAAGAUCGUCCACGCGAUCCGCUCCACGCGCUCCGAGUACAACCUCGCCAACAAGCAGAAGACCACCGUCCACCUGGUGCUGGCUGAUGAUGCGCAGGCUCUCAGGGGCCUCUUCAGCAAGGUGCAGUCGCUGGCCAACAGCGAGCUGAGCGACGGCCAACCCCCGGCAGGCUGCUCCAUACUCACCGUGUCCGAUAAGAUCGAAGUGCAUUUGGUUUUGAAGGGUCUUAUCGAUCCACAAAAGGAGAUAACGAAAUUGGAGAAAAAGAAGGAGACGUUGUCACAGACUAUAUCCAAGUUGCAACAAGCAAUGGCGGCCGACGACUACUCGACCAAAGUGCCCGCAGAAGUUCAAAAAGCCAAUUCGGAAAAACUGACGCAAUCUCAGGGCGAACUAGAGAGAUUAAACGCUGCAAUGGAAUCUUUAAAACUAAUGUGAUAAUAUGUUCGUUUAGCUCAAUUAAAUCUAAACAAAAUGCUUACAAAAAGUGAAAUAUUUAUUGAAGAACAACGAAAGAGAAAGAUUUAUCACAAAUUUUUAUACUGUUUCAGUAUCUAUGCAUUUUUAUCUUUAAGUCCUGAGUUGUAAUGCUAGUUUUUAUGAUAACCAAAAGCAAUAACAUACUCGUUCCAAGUGAUAUUUCUAAGUUUGUGUUACCUCUCAUUAUUUAUUUUAUAUUUGCGCAAUAAAAUCAGGUUUU